CAUAGUCGUACUCUAUUUCAUCAUUCUAUAUUCAAUAAAUAUAUUACUGUUUCAAUAAUUCACUUUGAAAUCAACGAAAAUGUUUGGUCCACUUACAGUAAUACCGAUGAACGGACAGACAGGCGGCCUGAAUGGAAGCAAGCGGCGCAACAACGAUGAUUUCUCGGUAAAGCUAUCCACCAUUCGUAUCUGGAUGCACGAAAAGGACAUUGGCAAGCUGACACGCAUUCUGUGGGCGGGCCAAGGACAUCGCUUGUGCCAGCAGGCCAGCAAUAAUGGGCGUGUCAAGCGUUUCCUUGCCGCCGCGCCACAUGUCAUGAAUGCCAUUAAGGAUCUGCAUCAGGCGGUGAUCGACAACAAAUUGGAAACGGUGCAGGCGCAACUGGAGCCUCCCGUGCCCGCUGCCUUGGUGACCUGCAAGGACGGCAAUGGACUGAAUGUCAUCCACAAGGCCGCCGGCUUGGGCCACACCAAGAUCCUGGAGUAUCUGGUCGGUCUCUGGCCGGAGGGCGCCCACGAGAUGGACAUCACCGGCAAGACGCCGCUCCAUUGGGCAGCCAGUGCCAAAAACAACAUGCGCUGCUAUCCCCUGCUCCCCCAGGCGGGUUGUGACGAGGAGGCCCUCGACUAUAAAAUGAAGUCAGCCUCGUACUACCGCCACAAGCCGCACGAAAUCGAGCGGGCUUUCCUCGUCUAUGUCCCGGAGGCACCGCGCGUCUCCCCCGAGAGCAUCACUGACUGGAAUGCGUUGAGCAAUGAGAGUGGUGAGAAUAGUGCCGGAGGCGAUGCGGGCAGCAAGAAAUUGGACAUUAAAAUGACACCGGCUGUGAAUGGACGUAAAUCGCUGGACGACAGCAUCGAGAACACUUCGGAGCUGGACACAAACGAUGGUACAAGUGCCAAUGAUGACGAAGAGGAUUUGUCCAAAGCGGAUUUGGAUGCGGAUGUAGAUCCGGCACCGGUUCCGCCGGAAGUAUCGCCGCAGCGCAGACCGGAAACGCCAGCCACAUUCAACAAUGGCCACAUUAAUGGCGAUAUCGAAGGCGACACCGAAGACAGUGAGGCGGAGAAUAUUGCAAGAGCUAUAAGCGGCGGUAAAGAAGAAGAAGAUGGCCAGGGUAAAGAGGAGGAUCAAGAAAAACAUGAGGAACCGAAGGAACAGGAGUCUGCUGCAAGCGAGGAAUUGAAUGAUAAGCUGGAAAACCACGAAGAAAAUGUCGCAGAGAGUAAUGAUGUGGAACAGAAGGAGGAGGAGCAGCCUGCCACAGAGAGUGAGCCAGAAGUUAACGAAAAGACUGAAGAGGCGGAGCCAGAGAUGGAAGCAGAACAGGAUGUGCCAGAGGCGGCAGUUGAAGAGGAAAAGAUCACCAAUUUGGAGGAGCCAGUGGAACCAGUGGCUGAGGAGAAGGAGAUACAGGAUCAGGAUAAUGUAGAGAAUGAUGAGAACGAUGACGAUGAUGAGGUACACUUUGGCGUGCUCUAGGUGUCCAACGUGCAACGUUUCUUUGUAGUUUGUAUUGUGUGUGCCGUUAAACCGCUCAAACCACUUUUUCCAAAUCUUCAAACUCAACUGUGAACUGUAAAAUGAAAGCAAACUAACUAUCUAACAACCAAUCAAUCAAUUAAAUGCAACAGUAAGAGCCACAGCCACAGCAACAGCAACAGCAACAACUGCAGCCGCAAUCUAAGAAAGAAUAACAGUAGCAAUCAGCUUAUAUAAUUAUAUAACCAGACUUUUUACUUCUUUAUGCAGAUAUACAUAGACUCUUUAUAUAUAUACCUAUAUAUUUUUUAAAAGCAACUGGAAGUAAAAAAAUUAAUAUUAAACCAUCAACGAUUACAGUAACCAAUUAAAAAUGGAAUGCAAAACCUGCAA
Messenger RNA from Drosophila miranda, 1876 nucleotides. RefSeq names its product cilia- and flagella-associated protein 251-like. The record is from RefSeq and is a predicted model, not a curated record. Lineage: Eukaryota; Metazoa; Arthropoda; Insecta; Diptera; Drosophilidae. The transcript has 7 exons. Gene Ontology annotation, molecular function: protein binding. Bases 80 to 1483 code for a protein of 467 amino acids.